AUGGGCCAGUCCCCUGGAAAGAUUCCAGGGGUGGAGGUGGCGCAGGGGGCGCCAAAGCCCAAGGGAUGCAGUGAGGCGCCACAAGGCGGCUCGUUGAACUUCACUCUGGAUGCGCCCGGCCGAUCUGCCGCAUGGCUGUACCUGGUCCUUCCUGAUGGCCAUGAGGGUUCUUCCAUUCUCGGUGUCGACUCUAGAGGUGGCGAGUUCUAUUUGCAGCUAGACUCCGGCAAGCACAGAACCGGAGAUACCUGGCAUGUGCAGCUGGUGCUGCCUUCUGGCUUCGACCCAAAGGGUGUGAAGUACAUGUGGAUCCUGGAUCCAAAGGAUGGCAGGCCACAGGGCGCAACGAGGAUCCUGGAUCCUUGCGCCAAGUGUUUGGAUUCUCGCUAUGCGAGAGAUUGGAACAAACGAGAGGGUGCUAAAUACUCCCCAAUGGCUGUUGUUCCGGAUCGCCGCGCGCUCUAUGACUUCGAUUGGCAAGGUGUGAAGCCUCCAGACCAUCACUUGAAAGAUCUUGUGAUCUACGAGACUCAUGUGCGAGGAUUUACGCGGAAUCCAGACAGCAAGCUGCAAGACUGGGACUCCACGGCAGGUACAUUCCUAGGCUUCAUACAAAAGAUCCCUCAUCUGCUGAAGCUCGGCGUGAAUGCAGUAGAGCUACUGCCUGUCUACGAGUUCGAUGAGACUGCGUGUCCCAGGAAGAAUCCAGAGAAUGGGGAACAGCUCUGCCAUUUCUGGGGAUAUUCCACAGUCAACUUCUAUGUUCCAAUGCAGCGUUUCUCCUCCAGAGAUCGGAUUGGCGCCGCUAUAGUCGGUUUCAAGACAAUGGUGAGAGAGCUUCACCGUCAGGGCAUCGAAGUGAUUCUGGAUGUGGUUUUCAAUCACACGGCUGAAGGUGCGUGGGGCGAGCACUACUGGCAUAGCUGGGCUGCCAUUGCCAAAAACCGCUAUUACAUUCUCAGUCAUGGCCAGGAUACGAAUUACACAGGUUGCGGAAACACUGUCAGCGCCAACGACCCCAUGGCCUCCGACUGGAUUGUAGAUUGCCUUUGUUACUGGGUGGACGAAAUGCACGUGGAUGGGUUCAGGUUUGAUCUAGCAUCCGCACUGACGCGUGGAGGGGACGGCAAGGUUUCCAUGGAUCCCUUGCUCAUGCGAAAAAUGGCUCAAGAGCCCAAGCUGCAGAGAGCCAAAUUCAUCGCAGAGGCUUGGGAUUGCUCCUGGCCGGACGGUUAUUUGGUUGGCAAGUUUCCAUCUGGUGGACCACCAAGAUGGGCUGAGUGGAAUGGCAUCUUUCGCGACACCAUUCGGUGUUUCAUUAAAGGUGAUGCGGGGAAAAAAGGUGAUUUCGCGACAAGGAUUUGCGGCAGCUCCGACCUUUUCAAGCACAACGGGCGAAAACCUUUCCAUUCAAUCAACUUCAUCACGGCCCACGAUGGAUUUACGCUGAAGGACUUGGUCUCCUACAAUGGGAAACACAACGCUUGCAAUGGUGAAAACAGCGGAGACGACCACAACAACUCCUGGAACUGUGGUCACGAGGGUGAGACAGGCGACGGGAACGUCAAGCACCUCCGCAACAGACAGAUGAGGAACUUUUUGGUGGCUUUGUUCAUGAGUGCUGGAACUCCGAUGAUUCUCUACGGUGAUGAGUAUGGGCGAUCGCAGAGGGGUUGCAACAAUGGUUGGUGUCAGGAUGCUCGCUGCUGGUUUUCCUGGAGCGACGCAGAGCGAGAGGAGAACCAGCUCAACCGCUUCGUGCGUUUGCUGAUCUCCUUGAGGAAGCAAUACUCCGGAAUCUUCAACCGGACUGAGUUCAUGUCGAACAAGGACAUUUGGUGGCGCGUUCAUUGGGACGAUCCUUACAACUACAUCUGCUAUGUCUUGCAUGACCAUCAGGCGACCGGAAAGGGGUACGCUGGACUCCUAGUUGCCUUCAAUGCGGGCCACGAGGUGCGGUCCUGUGAUUUGCCGACAGACAAGCCAUGGUACCGCAUCAUCGACACCAACCUGGCGCCGCCCAAAGACAUCUGCGAGGACGAGGCCUCCUCGACGAAGAUCGGCUCACACAAUUACGUCAUGCAGCCGUACAGCUGCAUUGUGCUGAAGACCUACUCAGACAAAUCGUCCAUCAAGCAGUUUGCAACAGCUGAUGCCGAGUACGGUGCCCAUCAGGACAUCAACCUGCACAUGAAGGAAAUCAUCAGACGGCGUAUGUCCAUGGAGUUCACUUCAAGCUUGGGAACUCCAACUUUACAAGACGUGGGUCGAAAGCAAAGUGACGCAGCAAUGGAGCGCGUGCAGUCCAUGGUCCGAAUGCGGUCCUUGAUGUCAGGAGCUUUUCUGGAGGCCUUGGGAGAGGAGGACGUGGUCAGCAAACAAGAGGUGUCGUUCGAACCACCCAAGCGACAGUCCUCGAAGUUGCUGCCGCCGACGCUUCCGAUUGGGCCGGCGAAGCCGGAACUAGGAUGCAAAGGCACUCAGGUGUUGGCGCGAGACGUGGGCAACAAGAAGAUUGAAGUCUGGCUCCAUCCUGCUGUGAGCGAAGAUGGCGUGGUUUUUGAGCUGAGAGCCACUGCAUUUGGUGAAGGUGAUCUGAUCUUCCAUUGGGGUGUCAUCGAAAGGCCUGGCGCUGCCUGGACACACCCGCCUGAAGAGGUUCUGCAAAGCAGCUGGCCGGCUCGCAGCAAAGCCAUUCCUGGUGCUGUGCAAACAUACUUCGGGGAAGAAGAGGAAGAUGGGUUCCGACGGGUCUUCAUCACCUUUCCCAGCAAAGUCAAAGUGGCGGCGGUGAACUUCGUUUUGCACGAGCCACCUAAUGCUUGGCACAAAGCAGGCCGCUCCGACUUUUCCGCGGAGUUUCCGCAGGCACCAAGCCUCUUCAAGAGUGCUGCAGACCGCGCCGUCAAAGCAGACUCUGCUGGCAAGACUGUGAGGACAACUUGGUGGAAGGUCCAUGGAGGCAACCUCAUGGGAAUUACUGGUGUCUCUGCAGAAGGUGCUCUAGUUCACUUUAUCACGGACCUUGACGAGAUCAUGCUUCACUAUGGAUCUGGUGAUGCCUACAACAAGUGGCUUUUCGCCCGGUCUGUGAACUUCCAGGAAGCGCCGGAGUCUGGCAUUCGGGAGGUGGUGGUUCAGCUCAACCCAGACGAGGUGACUCAUCGCCUGAUGUUUGUGCUGAAGUUUCCCGGCAAUCUCUGGGUAAAGGAUGGAUCGGAGGAUUUCAAACUCUGGCUUCCAGAGGACGAAUCCUUUGCGCAGGCGAAAGUUGCCAGCCAAAAGGCUCUGCUGGCCAAAGCCGAGUCCCAAGAAGGCCUUCGGUGA
Molecule: messenger RNA, 3327 nt
Organism: Symbiodinium natans
Lineage: Eukaryota; Dinophyceae; Suessiales; Symbiodiniaceae
Source: the annotation of a GenBank genome assembly